AUGCCUCGCGUCGCUCAAGCCCCGCGCGCGGGGAGUGCCAGACCGACACCUAGCUCUGUCUCGGCGUCGCCAUUCAAAUCCCCCGUCAAGAUUCCCCUCAACGACGAUGCGCACGAGAAGGGCCAGCGAAUCAGCUCCCGGAGAGCAUUGUACGAGAAGCAGAUCAACGAGAUCAAGGCUGCUGCGACCCCUCGCAAAGUCAGCAUCAGAUUGGACGACAUGGAGAACGCAUCCCCAAUGUCGGAUCCCCGGACACCUCGCGCCGGUCGUGGCGGCGGCGACGACGACGAGGGGUUUGUCGUAGGCGGCUCUGUGGUCACGCCUAUGAAGCGUGUCCCGCUUCUUGCCAACUUCGAGGAGUGGAUGAAGAUGGCCACCGACAACAAGAUCAACGCUACGAAUUCCUGGAACUUUGCACUCAUCGAUUACUUCCAUGACAUGUCGCUCCUCAAGGAGGGCGACGGUGUGAACUUCCAAAAGGCCAGUUGCACCCUAGAUGGAUGCGUCAAGAUCUACACCAACCGAGUCGACAGUGUCGCAACAGAGACGGGCAAGCUGCUGAGCGGUCUGGCUGAUAGCAACAACUCCAAGAAAAAAGAUCGCGAGGAGGGAGAGGAGACUGACGAGGAGGAGCUCGAUGAAGAUGGCAACGUAAAGAAGAAGCCCAAGAAGAAGACGCAGCGCUCAUCCGAGGCCACCUUGGCCCCAAGUUUUAACUCGCUACAGCUUAAGAAAUUUGAGCUAGAGUUCGCUGUUGACCCUCUCUUCAAGAAAGCAUCGGCCGAUUUUGAUGAGGGCGGCGCCAAGGGACUCCUUCUGAACCACCUCAUGAUCGACUCACAAGGGCGCAUCGUCUUCGACAGCAGCGAUGACACUGGUGACGCGGAUACACUUGGAAAAAAGAAGCAACGAGAGAUGGGCGAUGAGGAGGAGGAGGAAGAUGAGGGCGAUGAACCGCAAGAGGAGGAGCAAGAGGAGGAAGACGAAGCCGACGUUCAGAUUGAUCUUGGCGCAUUGGGGGCCAAGUUCCUACCUGACCUCCAACUUCUAGACGAGCUGGAUGUUUGCCCAUCUCUCAAAACCUUUGAUCUCGGCGAUCCUUCAGGUUCCAUGGAUAUCCCAUUUCUGAAGGCCCCGGAGGACUGGAGGCAAGAUCAAGACAAGGAAAAGACCCCUGGUGCAUUUGGCGAUAUUUCUGGUCUUGUCAUUGACGGCGACGCUCCCGCCGGCUUUGAUGACGACGAUCUUGGAUUGGGUGCGUUUGAUGUCGCAACCGAUGUUGCUUUUGGCGAGGGUGGUGAGGCGUGGGCCCGUGAAGCGGCCCUCGAACCGCAGAUGCGGGUUUACGAUGCUGGCCUCGGUGAAGAGGGUGCAGACGGCGAAGGAUUUGACGACAACGGAGAGUACAUUGUGUCAAUGACUAGCGCCCAGAAGGCCGACAAGAUGCACGAGGAUAUUCUUGGCUUCUUCGACCAGGCACUGCAGAAGAACUGGAGUAGCGCCGAGCAUUGGAGGAUCCGGAAGGUCAAGGACGUCAACAAACCCGUCGGAGAGACCAAGAAGCGCAAGGAAAAGGAGCCUUUUGAGAUUGACUUUGCUUCGCCUCUCGAUUCCAACUUGGCGGACACCAUCCACACACAGGCCAGUACCACCGCGGCCAUCAGCAUGCCCAAGAAGGACUGGAAAUCUAAGUCACGCAACCUUCUCCCCGACGACAAGCACUUCAACUCCAAGUCGCUGCUAAGUCUCUUCUUGAAGCCCAAGGCGCGCAUGGGUCGACGACGCACCGGUUUCGGUGUCAGAGGCGGCGCAUUCGGUACGACUGCCCAGGACAACCAACCUGAAGGCGAAAUGGACGAGGCGUUCUGGGCCAAUCAGAAGGCGCCCAUGCAGAACACAGAAGAGACGGCGCUUCCAGAGGGCGAUUAUGACGCAAACUUCUUCCAGGAUGACGGCAUGCCAUUCCCUGGAGGCGAUGCAGACGAUGACGACGACUUGGAGUUUGCUGAUGCCCGUGAGCACUUCUCGCCCGGCAUGGAGGGCCAGGGAGGCCUCACCGAGGCUGGCGGUAUCACGGCUCUCCUGAAUGGUGAGACGAUGACCAAUACCAUGGGAGGGGCGUUUGGAACGACACUCGUAACACAGACUCGACGAGUACGCCCCGAAUAUGUUCAAUACGCGCGUGUGGCCAAGAAGGUAGAUGUGCGACGGCUGAAAGAAGAGCUUUGGAAGGGCAUGGGCAUCGAGCAGCUCGAGCAGCCCGCCGAAGCCCCUCAACCAGGUGCUGCAGAGGAGGAACCUCUCAAAUUCACGUCGGUUAUGAACAACUUGCAGGCGGUGUAUCCUAAGCCUGUCAUGGAUGAUAUUUCGACGUCGUUCUGCUUUAUCUGCUUGCUACAUCUGGCCAACGAGAAGGGUCUAACGAUUGAGAAGACAAAUGAUCUCUCAGAAUUGGAGAUCCGCAGGGAUUGGACUGCCGAGAUCACCGAGGGAGGAGAGUAG
Messenger RNA from Ilyonectria robusta, 2502 nucleotides. Its product is annotated as condensin complex subunit 2/barren. Bases 1 to 2502 code for a protein of 833 amino acids. NCBI's taxonomy places the organism in Eukaryota, Fungi, Ascomycota, Sordariomycetes, Hypocreales, Nectriaceae. Gene Ontology annotation, molecular function: chromatin binding. Gene Ontology annotation, biological process: mitotic chromosome condensation. Gene Ontology annotation, cellular component: condensin complex. The record is from RefSeq and is a predicted model, not a curated record. The transcript is spliced from 4 exons.